Messenger RNA from Sitophilus oryzae (rice weevil), 1907 nucleotides. RefSeq names its product probable kinetochore protein NDC80. The transcript has 9 exons. Bases 146 to 1819 code for a protein of 557 amino acids. The record is from RefSeq and is a predicted model, not a curated record. NCBI's taxonomy places the organism in Eukaryota, Metazoa, Arthropoda, Insecta, Coleoptera, Curculionidae.
AUAACAAACGUCAUCAAAAUAUGUUUUAGUUGUCACCGAAUUUGUAUUAAGUUUUUUGUUCCUUUUUUGUAUACUUCGCUGUGAUUAUUUAAAAUAUUUUCGAAUAUUAAGCAAAGGAAAUUUGGAAAAUUUUUAUAUAUAAAAUAUGAAGGUAUGUUGGAAGGCAUUAGUUGGAUAUGGUUUUGUCUUCUGGAUAGUUUUAUGUAUCACAGAUCUAUUAGGAAUAACCAACGUCCACAAGUAUAGCAAAGAAUUCGACGAGCUGUACGAGAAACCACUUAUAGUGCAAAAUUUGAAGAAGACGGUUGAGCCUCAUCUCAACAAAGUUGAAUUUAGAGGCGUUAAAUUUGGAUGGACACUCUUGGUGUGGAAUCUGGUUACUUUUUGUAUUUCUAUAGUAAUAUGUUCAAUAGGAAGGAGUGUAGUAUGGAGUGUCUGGGAAAUAUUCAGAAAUUACAAAAACAAGAUGAUUUAUUCCCGACAACAGUUCAACAAUUCCCAGUACACCCGAAUCGUUACAUCUGGCAGCAAAAUUCCUAUCAUAGUUAGACAACAGCUGAUGAGAUCAUCCGAUACUAUUUUGCAAAAGUCAGAAAUAUCAUCGAAAGUGACAAUUGACAAGAGCUGUCCAAAUCUGUUGAUUAGAAGAAGCGGAAGCAAUCUCUCAACUGCCACUGACUUUGCUGGGAAUGGAUAUCGUUCGUUCAGACAUAGCCACUGCUAUAAUGGUGGUUCAGGAUUAAGUACUGAACAGCAACUGCACAGUCAAUGUCUAAAGUUGAAAGAUGACCUGCACCGUCUGCAGGCCAGCUCCUUAAAAGAGCACGCGGUGUUGUCAAGAAAGAUUGACGCAUUGACGAAAGAUAAGAGGGAGAUGACCAAACAGCUAACUGUGGUACAGAAGGAGAAUAGGGCAGCUACGCAGCAAUUGGAAGAACUAAUUGAAGAGAAGGCAACGUUGUUGAAGAAGUUAGAAACAGCAGCGAAAGACUUCAAGACUAAUACGAAAACUAAGAAGCUCGCUCUAGCCAAGUUGGAAGAGGUUAACAAUAACAUAGAGGACCUUAGGCAACAACUAGAACAAGUGACGAGAGACAAAGAAAUUUUGGAGAAGAAAUUGAGGCUGCUUGAAACAGAAUACAACAAACUUCACGAACGUUACAUACAAGCCCAACAGAAUUCCUAUAGAAGAUCACACGACGAUAAUCUACCAGAAAGAGACGAAAGUGGUUCAAAAGCCCAAACCACUGUUAUAGAAAAAUUAAGUUUUUGCGCGGAUAAUAGCAUUCCUCCAACCGUACAAAAAACUGUAAAUGUGCUUGCUUCAGUAUCGCAAACGGAAUUCGAUAUGAAAAUAAUUCAGGAGAAAAUAAAGCAAUUGGAGAGAAAUUUAGAGAAUCUGAACGUUGGAUGCGAUAAUUUCGAGAAUUAUAGAGGACCGGACCAGCUUGAAUCAGAUUUGAGCGAGUCAAUCAUAGAACCCACCACAGAUUCCCUAAACAGAGUAGAAGGAUCCAGAUCCACAUUUAGCGGAUAUUCCAGUAAUAAUAGUCCAAGACUAAAAUAUUGGUCCGAAAAAGUUUCUGGACUGAUUGGAAACAGUCACAAUCAAUUUUCUAAGAUUCACGCGUUGGCCAGUCGAGUCCAAGAAAAAGCAAAACAAUUUGGCAGCAUAAAGCUAUCAGAAGGUGACAGCACACUUGAAGAAGACAGCAGCCAAUCUGAUGAAAGAGUACCGAAAAGACUGGUCAGCAGUUCGAUCGCCUUUAAAAAUUUUCUGAAAAGUCUGAACAAUAUCGAUACCGUCAACAAUCAGUAAUCUCACAGCAGAGCCAAACUCAAAGCCAAAGCCCAUAUUAAAUAUUCAACAAAAAUUAUUUAAUAAAGUAAAAUGAAAUGAGACUUUA